Cottoperca gobio is the source of this 5127-nucleotide messenger RNA. RefSeq names its product ribosomal protein S6 kinase alpha-3. Gene Ontology annotation, biological process: intracellular signal transduction; protein phosphorylation. Lineage: Eukaryota; Metazoa; Chordata; Actinopteri; Perciformes; Bovichtidae. The record is from RefSeq and is a predicted model, not a curated record. The coding region runs from base 362 to 2275 and encodes 637 amino acids. The transcript is spliced from 20 exons. Gene Ontology annotation, molecular function: ATP binding; magnesium ion binding; protein serine/threonine kinase activity.
GUAACAUCUGUGAGUGGAUCAAUCUCAUCACAAGUGGCACCUUCACAAUGUUUUAUUUAUUAUUACUCCUAAAGGUUUCAAAUAGAUGCAACAUUUCCCUCGGCACGGAAAACAAAAUACUUUGGAGAUUAAAAACAAGUGAGCGUUUUAAGAGGUGUGAACUAAUAAAGAUCCCGACACUGUUGUGUUACAGGAUGACGUGCCGAUCAAGGAGAUCAACAUCACCAACCUCGUGAAGGAGGGGUCAGAGAAGGGCGACCCGCGACAGUUCGAGCUCCGCAAAGUCCUGGGACAAGGCUCCUUCGGCAAGGUGUUUCUGGUGAGGAAGGUCACAGGGCCAGACGCCGGUCAGCUGUACGCCAUGAAAGUCCUGAAGAAAGCAACGCUGAAAGUGCGUGACCGGGUCAGAACAAAGAUGGAGAGAGACAUCCUGGUGGAGGUCAACCAUCCCUUCAUCGUCAAGCUGCACUACGCGUUUCAGACGGAGGGGAAGCUCUACCUGAUCCUGGACUUCCUGCGCGGAGGAGACCUCUUCACUCGUCUGUCCAAAGAGGUGAUGUUCACAGAGGAGGACGUGAAGUUCUACCUGGCAGAGCUCGCGCUGGCCCUCGAUCACCUUCACAGCCUGGGCAUCAUUUACAGAGACCUCAAGCCAGAGAACAUCCUGCUCGAUGAGGAGGGACACAUCAAGCUGACUGACUUCGGCCUCAGUAAGGAGGCGAUCGACCACGAGAACAAGGCCUACUCCUUCUGUGGGACGGUGGAGUACAUGGCCCCCGAGGUGGUGAACCGGCGAGGACACACGCACAGCGCCGACUGGUGGUCGUACGGCGUGCUCAUGUUCGAGAUGCUGACGGGAACGCUGCCGUUUCAAGGCAAAGACCGGAAAGAGACGAUGACCAUGAUCCUCAAAGCCAAGUUAGGAAUGCCCCAGUUUCUGAGUUCAGAAGCUCAGAGUCUCCUCAGGAACCUUUUCAAACGCAACCCCGGCAACAGAUUAGGAGCUGGACCAGACGGUGUGGAGGAGAUCAAGAGGCAUCAUUUCUUCAGCACCAUCGACUGGAACAAACUCUUCCGCAGAGAGAUCCCUCCGCCCUUCAAACCGGCUGCAGGACGGCCUGACGACACUUUCUAUUUUGAUCCAGAGUUCACAGCGAAAACCCCCCGAGACUCUCCGGGGGUUCCUCCCAGCGCCAACGCCCAUCAGCUGUUCAGAGGAUUCAGCUUUGUGGCCAUAACAGAAGAGGACACACAACCACUGCCCAGCACUAUUGUGCAGCAGCUGCACAGGAGCACGUCUCAGUUCUCAGACGCCUACGAGAUCAAAGAGGACAUCGGCGUCGGCUCGUACUCCAUCUGUAAGCGCGGCAUACACAAAGGGACCGGCAUGGAGUACGCCGUCAAGAUCAUCAAUAAGGCCAAGAGAGACCCGACGGAGGAGGUGGAGAUCCUGCUGAGAUACGGACAACAUCCCAACAUCAUCACCCUCAAAGACGUGUACGACGACGGCCGCUCGGUGUUCGUGGUGACGGAGCUGAUGAAAGGAGGCGAGCUGCUCGACAAGAUCCUGCGACAGAAGUUUUUCUCUGAGAGAGAAGCCAGCGCUGUUCUCUACACCAUCACCAAGACGCUGGAGUACCUGCACGUGCAGGGGGUGGUGCACAGAGACCUGAAGCCCAGUAACAUCCUCUACGUGGACGAGAGCGGGAACGCAGAGUCCAUCAGGAUCUGCGACUUCGGUUUCGCCAAACAGCUGAGAGCAGAGAACGGGCUGCUGAUGACGCCGUGCUACACCGCUAACUUCGUCGCACCCGAGGUGUUGAAGAAGCAGGGUUACGAUGCCGCCUGUGACAUCUGGAGCCUGGGAGUCCUGCUCUACACGAUGCUAACGGGUUUCACCCCCUUCGCUAACGGUCCAGAGGACACGCCGGAGGAGAUUUUGGCUCGUAUCGGCAGCGGGAAGUUCUCCCUCACUGGAGGAUACUGGAACUCCGUCUCUGCUGAGGCCAAGGAUUUAGUGUCCAAGAUGCUGCACGUGGACCCUCACCGGCGGCUGACGGCAGGUCAGGUCCUCCGACACCCCUGGGUGACACACCGAGACCAGCUGCCCAAAUACACCCUCAACAGACAGGACGCGCCGCACCUGGUGAAGGGUGCGAUGGCCGCCACCUACUCGGCGCUCAACAGGAACGUCCCCCCGGUGCUGGAGCCGGUGGGCUGCUCCACUCUGGCCCAGCGGAGGGGGAUGAAGAAGAUCACCUCCACCGCUCUGUGACCUUUGACCUCCCUCACCUCUCAACUCUGACCUCGCUCUGACCUCCACCGGACCCCCCCCCCCCCCCCCACUCCCAGCCUCUUCCUGUUUCUGGUCUGGGGGGACAGACUACUGAUGGACCCAGGAACCGCUAAACGCCAAAUAGGAACGCAGAGACCACCGCCCCCGCUCCCAGCCCCGCCCUCCGUCCUGCACCUUAACGGACUCUUCUGAUUGGCUGGUUAUCUCUCAGCGUCACCGAGCUGUGAUGAAAACCUGUUCCUGUCUUUGCUUCGGACAAUCAGCGGCGCCCUCGCAGACCCGGAGACGGAGCGCGCGUCAAGAGAAUAAAAGUACUGUAUUUAUUUACUUCGGGGGAAAUCUGAACACAGGAACACGGUAAUCUAACGUCUGCUUUCAAAGCGCUGGGGUCGUUGUUAUUAUAUCGUUGUGACGCUUCUGUAGAUCCGAUAUUUAAACCUCAAGUAGCCUCCGAGAUCUCGGCGUCUGCAGAGACGCAGCCUCGGCCUCAAAGUGUUUAAGAUUCGCCUGCAGAAAUGAAAAAUCAAGACUUAUGAAAGGGGACGUGCACCAUGUUGUAUUCGGGUCAUUGUAGGUCGAACAGAAUAAUUACGGAGCCGGGGGAGGGGGGGGAUACUCCUACACACAAUAUUUACAUUCACUCGAAGAGAAACCUGAAUAUUAACAGAACUCGCCAUCUGCUCCGUAAUUAUUCACUUUUUUAAUCGUACAAUGGCGUUAAUAUGGCGUCGUGGAAACAUUUACUUCAAUCUAAGUUCGCACUUGAUGUUUUUGGGAUAAAGAAAAGACUCUCAGGAGCAUGCUUUUGUUUUGAAAAUGUAUUGUGUACGUCUCACACACAGAGAGACUUCCUGUUAUCAGUAUUUCAAGGUGAUGUGUUCACAGUCCAUCAGACAUCAGUCAUUCGAUGACGUAUCUCUCCAGACUUUGUUUUAAACCUCGCGAUGUUUAGAUUCUUCCCGUAAUGUACAAAAAUGUUUCCUUUAAUCGUGAGAUGAACCCGAAAAUUAGAACCUGGGAACAAAUGUUGAUUAAGAUUAAGCCUUAAUAUUGUUUUUUUGUUUUGCACGAGGCAACUUUGCAUCCUGUGGCGCCCUCUGGUGGCAGCACGAGGGUUUAUAUAUGUGGAAGGUAUUUAAAAUUAUGCAACGUUAAAACAGUAAACUGCACAAUCUGGACUAUCCUCGUAUUCGAUUCACUAAUCUGGAGCUUGGAACUAAUUUAUGCAAAAAACAAGGUGGAAGAAGUACUCAGAUAUGUAACUAUUAAAUAAAAUAAAGUAAAAGCUGCAAUACCACAGAGUAAUAAAUACACUUCACUCAUUAAGCAGAAAGGUCUGUAAUGUAUAUAAUGUACUUUAUAUUCUGCGGGGUAGGUCGAUAGUAACACAUCAUAAUUUAUUUUAUUUGAUAGCUUUUUAUAUUUUGUAGUAAUUAUCUGAAACAAUUAGAGAGUAAAAGUAUCAAGUAACUCAAAUUGUACUUUGUGAGAACAUAAAGCAUCUUUCCGGCCCGUAAAACAAUAACUUUGUGUGUUAUAUGUGCAGCUUUAAGACGUGUCCGUACAUUUAAAUGACAUUUCAAACAUCCUGAAAGCGGCUUUAACUCGAGGAGACGUUUGCACGUGGCCGCACAUCUCUGUCCUGCUGAGGAGCAGCGUCCUCGUCUUACCUGGAAUCAAGGUGACCUGGUUGGAUGUUUAAAUUUAAGAAAAGACGAGAGAGCUUUUAAACAAUCUGAGAAGACUUGACCUUGUGUGACCUUCUUCUGUACGAGCCGACUGAUCAUCUCUGUGCGUGCCGCAGACGGGAGCCCAACUGUAAAUAAUUAAACGUACGAGCAACUCAGGUUUCUAUGAAUCAAGACAAUGCAUUUUUUUAAUAUAUCUAAGAGGAGAGAGGUGUACAGAGAAUAAAAUAAGCACACAGAUGUGAGGAGGUGAGCAGGACUCGAGGAGGCGUUUAUCAGACAACCUGACGGCUCCAUUUUGUCUUUUGUCUCAAACGUCUCGUUUAGUUUCAGACGUCCGGAGGCGUCUUGUCUUCGUGUAACGAUCUUCCCUUUAAACUCAAAGUGGAGCAGGAAGGUAAACUCAUUUAAACACCUUUAUAUUCAGAACUGUUGGAGGUUCAGCAGUGAAGAAAUUAAAGGCUUUAUUUAUUAAUGCAAGUUUAUGCAAAAUCAGAGGUCGGGGGAAUCCUGACUUCUCGUGCCUGAUGUGCUCCUAAAACACUGGAUACUACACUUCCCAUAGUGCAACAGGGGAAAGGGAAUAUUGAAUAGCUGCUAAGUGGAAGACGUUCUAGGAAAUGAUUGACCUGUGAAACAAAGCUUAGUUUUGGGUGCACUGGCCCUUUAAUUACAACACACAUAUUCGCUGAACAAACCUCAGACUGAAGACAACCAGCGAGCACGAAACUCAAACAAACUCUGUCCUGCGUCCUCCAAACAUCCUGUAAUCUUUCUGUGAAUGAUUAGAAACUGCUUCCUCUGCUCUUCUGAAUGUGCGUCAACAUAAAGGGAUUACUGCUCUAUAGAUUUUCUUUUAUAUAUAAUAUGAAAUAUAUAAAUGUUGUUUGCCUCGUCUAUCGAUGUACAGCUCUGGGAUAAAGGAAUGUAAAAGGAUUUGUUUUCUGUAAUUAUGAACUGGGGAAUAGCUUUCUUCUUCUUCUUCUUCUUCUUCUCUUUCUUCUUGUCUCCAUCCUCUUCUUCUUCUCUUCCUGAUCCUGUCAGCGUUCAGCCCUGCUGCUACGCCAGCUCUCUGUUUUUGUACCUGCAGCGAGAGUUGGACUUUCUAUUAAAAACAAUAAAAAGGAUAAUCAGCUGAUCACA